Guyanagaster necrorhizus is the source of this 1437-nucleotide messenger RNA. RefSeq names its product glutamine synthetase/guanido kinase. Gene Ontology annotation, molecular function: glutamine synthetase activity. The coding region runs from base 1 to 1437 and encodes 478 amino acids. The transcript is spliced from 13 exons. The record is from RefSeq and is a predicted model, not a curated record. Lineage: Eukaryota; Fungi; Basidiomycota; Agaricomycetes; Agaricales; Physalacriaceae.
AUGUCUGCAACUGCUUGUGCACCCAAGACUAUGGAGGAACUCCAGCAUAUUUUGAAGGAUGAUAUCAAAGUCAAGGUUGCUGUUGACGGCGUCCUUCGUGGCAAGUUCAUGAGCAGAGAUAAAUUUAUCAGUGCAGCAUCGUCGGACGGAUUUGGCUUUUGCAGCGUCAUAUUUGGCUGGGACAUGCACGACACUGUCUAUUCACGAGAGCUACUAAUAUCGAACAAGGCCAAUGGUUACCGGGACAUCCUAGCACGUAUCGAUCUCUCCACGUACCGUCGCAUCCCCUGGGAAGACAAUGUGCCCUUCUUCUUGGUGUCUUUUUUGGAUCCCGACACAAAAGAACCACUCGUAGUUGACCCAAGAGGUAUUUUGAAGAUCACGACUGAGCGGGCGGCAUCACUAGGCUUCGAAUGUUUUGCUGGCGUCGAGUACGAGGUUAGGCAAACACCAGGGUCAUUAGCAGAGAAAAAAUACCAUGGCUUGAAACCGCUGACACCAGGAAUGCAUGGGUACUCCCUUCUGCGUACCCAACUGAAUAACGAUUAUUUUCACGAUAUUUUCAACUUGGGCACCCAAUUUGGCGUUGAUAUUGAAGGGCACCACACCGAAACCGGUCCUGGCGUCCUGGAGACCGCCUUGGCUUACACCACUGCUCUCCGAAUGGCUGACAACGCAAUAUUAUUCAAGUAUCUAGCGAAAAGUAUUGGUAUGCAGCGAGGAGUCAUUCCAAGCUUCAUGGCCAAGCCUUGGAGUAACCUUCCAGGCUGUAGCGGCCAUAUUCAUAUCUCUCUACGGAACAACCAGGGUCAGAAUAUAUUCGCGCUUCCCAGAUCUGACGUUGCUACAGGACGUGAGGGAGCUGCCUUCGAGGAUACCAAGUACAUAAGCGAAGCAGCUGAGCACUUCCUGGCCGGUAUUCUUGACGGCGUUGCUGAUAGCACCGUGCUAUUGGUCCCCACUAUCAACGGCUACAAGCGUCUAGUAGGCGGCGAAGCAUUCUGGGCACCGAACGCCGUUACAUACGGCUACGAUUCCCGUGCAGCAUCCAUCCGUAUCCUGUCACCACCUUCAGUUCCUCCCUCAGCAACGAGGUUUGAAGUCCGUAUACCUGGGGCUGAUAUGAAUCCAUAUUUUGCCUUGAGCGCAGUUUUCCUCCUCGGUCUGAGAGGCAUCGAGAAGAACCUCAAGCUUACAACACCGCCCAUCAGUCACUUUACGCCUGAGGAUAAGAAGAACGGGAAGGUGAAGAUGCUUCCGAUAUCACUGGAGGCUGCGACGACACGGAUGAUGAAGCCAGAAAGCAUCGCCAGGGAGUCAGGAAUGCUAGGUGAUGUUUUCGUUGAGCAUUACGGAGGAACGCGAGAACACGAGGUCAAGUUGUGGAACGAAGCUGUUACUGAUUGGGAGGUGGAACGCUACAUUGAGCUGGCAUAA